Messenger RNA from Syngnathoides biaculeatus (alligator pipefish), 5093 nucleotides. Its product is annotated as adhesive plaque matrix protein-like. The transcript is spliced from 6 exons. The record is from RefSeq and is a predicted model, not a curated record. NCBI's taxonomy places the organism in Eukaryota, Metazoa, Chordata, Actinopteri, Syngnathiformes, Syngnathidae. Bases 105 to 4580 code for a protein of 1491 amino acids.
UGUCUCCUCAUUAGUCCAACCUGUGCAGCCAGCAAUCUUUUAAGUCGUCAGCACAGAGCAGAACUUGACUUUCUCUGUAUGCAGAGCCUUCCUCUUCAGUUCCGAUGGCGUGUAGCGAGCCAGGGGGCUGUAAGAUUUUACUCUAUUUUGGAUUUUUUAUGCUUGCUGCUGGUACAUUUUGCCAUUGUUCCCAACUGGCAAGGCUGAAGACGUUGAUUCAAGCAAGACACAAGCCCCCACUGAUUGCCGACAAAAGUGAUUUUUCUUACAGUGGAUGGCUGUUAGUCCCUCAGCAAAUUGCUCAGUUGAACAAAGACACAAGUCACAUCCUAGAUGAUGAUUCAGAUUACCAAGCAGAUGCAGGAGGAAGUAUUUAUUGGCAACCCAGUCUACAGGAGGAUUUUUCCAAAGACGACAAAGUAUUGACUGAUCAGCUCAUUAAAAUGGAUCCCAAGGUGGAAUGUAGGGCCAACUCUAUGAAACUUCAGGUCCAAGAUUUUGCUUCCACUCCUGGAUCUCUGAUUUUGGUGGAUAGAGGUAAUCUGUCUCCAUUGCCUUUAUCCAUGCUACCGCAAAGCUGUGGAUACACCAUAAUGUCAACGCGAAGAGAAAUGGUCUUGGUUGCUCCUUAUGACGGCUGUUUUGUCACUCUUCAGGAGAAUGCUUAUGUCCUACCCUUACUUUGGUGGGGGUUCCCAGUGAGGAUGAUAUGCCCAUUGAUACCAUCUUCACCCAACCCACCAAUGGUCACCUGCCAUACAGAUGGUAUGAUUGUAAAAACUGAAUGGACUAUUCCACUCUCAAGAAUCAAAAUAAAGGUGAAUGGCAAGUGGGAAUUUCUAACUGCUGCCUCGUCCAAAUGUCGGAUCAACUUGGCCAAACAAGGUGAAGGUGUAAUCAUGUCUGUUCACUAUGGUCACUGUGUGAAGAAGAAGGAUGGGCUGUACACUUUGGAAUUGGCUGGUGAAGGAGAAGCCAAGGUUUCUUGUCCAUCAAUGGCCCCAGGUCUGUCUCCACCCACAAAAAGCCCAUCACAGGAACCACUGCAAACCCUGAAUGUGGGCUUGUAUCCCUCUUACCCAUUCAGCCAUUCACAGUCAAGUCCCAACAAACCAGUGAUUCCUCAUAAGCUCAAGCCUAUUCGACAGCCAUUCAAACUUGAAGCCUCUCCUGUUCCUGAACGGCAGCCAGGCUACCCUCUCUUUCCUGUACCACAGCAUGAAAAAGCAGAUAAACCCACACCUGCUCCACACCCCUCUCAAACACCUGACACGCCGCCAUAUCUAUUCCCCUAUCCACUUAAUCCUACCCCUGGGCCUGUGGUAAAACCUCUCCAAAAGCCCACGACUGCUCCCACGCCACAUCAUCCUGAAGGACCUCCAGAUCAUGUAGAGAAACCAUAUCCCUUCUUGCCUGAAAAUAAACCAAGCAAAGAAACAAUGUCUGUUCAAUCACCAAAACCCACCAAGACACAACCUGAAGUCCCUUCUGGUCAUUUGGAGGAGUCUUAUCCCUUCUUGCCAAAACCACAUCCUGAAUAUAAGCCAAGCAAAGCUAUUAAGACAGUUCCUUCUCCACACCCCCCAAAGUUUCAACAACCUAAAGUCCCUGGUCCUGUGAAGUCAUAUCCCUUUUUGCCAAAUCCACAGUCUGAAAAUAAACCAAGAAAAGAGACAAAAGGCGCUCCUUCUCCACAACCUCCCAAGCCACGUCCACCUGAAGUCCCUUCAGAUUUGCAUAAACCUUAUCCAUUUUUACCAAAUCCACAGACAGAAACUAAAAGUAAAGAUAGAAAGACUGUUCCUUCACCACAAGAGGCUGAGGUUCAACCAGCUCAAGGUGCACAGCCAGCUUCCCCUAACAAACCUCCGGAAACCCCUGAAGCCAACCCUACCCCUUCUCAACAGUUCCCAGAAGCUCCAACAGUUCCUGCUGGGCACCCACUCUAUCCUUACUUCUAUCAAUUUUUCCCAGGCACUGAUGAUAAACCACAGCCAUCCCAACCACACGAACCUGAGAAACCAAAAGGCAAAGUACAACGUCCAGUCCAUCUUUUUCCUUCAAAACCCUUGCUAGAAAAUGGACAUAAACCAAAUGACAAACGCAUACCUGUUCCACAGUGGCCUGAAGACCCUCUGGAUCAGAUACUGCUGCCAACGUAUCCACUUUAUCCUAUGCCCAGUCCUAAAGAAUCAUUUAAAAAGCCCAAGGUCCCUCCAGGUCACGUCCAUAAGCCAAUCUAUCCAUACCCUUAUCCCUAUCCACUUUACCCUUGGCCUGUUUCGAAAGAACCAGCAAAAAAGCCCAUCCGUGAGCCAAAAAUCCCUAUGGUCCCUGCUGGUCCUGUGCAGCAGCCACCCAAUCCAUAUCCCUAUCCACUUUACCCUAUACCCAGACCCAAAAAACCCACCAAACAAAUACCUCAUUCACAAAAUCCUGAGGCUACCCCAGGUCGAAUAAAGCAGCCACCCGAGCUAUACCCUUACCCGGUUAAUUCUACACACAGACCAAAAGAACCCACCAGAAAACCAAUGCCAAAGCCCAGGGUCACUCCAGGACCAGUGCAACAGCCACCCAAUCCAUACACAUACCCAAAGUCAAGUUCUGAAGAGCCCACCAAAAAGCCAUUGCAUAAUCUACACAAUCCUGAGGUCUUGUCAAGUCCAAUGGAGCAGCCAACCGAGCCAUACCCUUAUCCACUUUACCCUAUACCCAGUCCUAGAGAACCAGCUAUAAAGCCAAUCCUAGAGCUUUGGCCAGUCAAACCACAAAUGCCAGAAGUCCCUCAUGGAUCAGUGAAGCAACCAACCGAUCCAUACCUAUAUCCACUUUACCCUAAGCCAGGACUUAAACAACCUUCUGAAAAGACAAUGCCAAAUCAAUGGUCAUUGAAACCACAACUGCCAAAGAUCCCUCCUGGACAAGUGAAGCAGCCAACAGAUCCAUACCACUUCCUACCUUACCCUAAGCCCAGUCCUGAAAAAACAACCAAGCCAAGGCUGGUUCAAUGGCCAUUUAAACCACAAGAGUCUGAGGCCCCACUGAGUCCUGUCGAGUGGUCAGUUUCCACCUUCUGGCAUCAAAACAAACCAGUUGCCAAACCUGCACAGGACCCCCAAACAUCUGUAUUCCCUCAAAGUUGGGUCCCGCAACUGAAAAAUCCCUACCUGGUUUACCCUAUUCCCAGCUCAGGAGACUAUCCCAAAAAGACAGUAACUUUUCUACACCCACCAGACUCAAGACAACCUGAAGUCCCUGGCCAUGUACAUCAACAAGCUAAUCUCUACUAUCCAUUUAAUGUUGGCGCAGUUAAUAAACCACCUGGUCCACUGAAACCUGAGGUCCCUGGGAAUCUCUUUUGGCCUCUGGAACCUCAAAGCCCAGUAAAACAUAUUUCAACACAUCUUAUUAAACAGACUACAGAAGGGGAAAAACUUUCACCCAUCCAGCUUCCAGAGAGUAAGAUACCUCGUCCACAAUGGCAGCAGUAUGUAACAUUGCCCCCAGGCAAGAAACCACAUUGGGCUAUUCCACUCUUGCAGCCCAGUAAUGGUGCUGUGGUUCCCCCGGGUUCAGCUAGUGGAUGCUUACAAUUUUGCACUGGUGGUUUUUCAAAUUGCUGUCCACAAAUUGCUUUCCAUCAGCAUCUGUAUCUUUCCCGUCCUGGAGCAUCUGAUAAAGUGACUCAUACAAUCUCACAAGAGUUUCCAUAUGUUGCUUCAGUGGCCUAUUAUGUACCUGGAAAUGGCAUGGGUUAUGGAAAAAACCCUGAAAACCAUCCUGAGAAAAAUGUAGACUCUGUUGCAAAUGAAAAGCAACCAUAUCACCAAUCACCAGGUAGCAACUCUGCUUCAUUACUUGGAGGUAUUCCCAACAUGGUACCAUCUGAACAACAAAGUUACCCUUAUUUGGCUACUAAAACUAAUUCACAGUAUUCCGGUUGGCUGUAUAAGAAUAGUUCAAAUUUAGCACCACCCAAAUUAUCACCACAAGUUAUGCCCUUUGGGGUUCAGAAUGAAUUUUACGCACCUGUAAAUCAAGAGGCACGAAAUGAGCACCCAAAGAAGCAAAACUACCAACUUUCGCCCAGGGUCACAAAUUAUCCAUCUGGUGUGAAUCCCAAUAUCGGCAAAUAUCUACAACAGCACAACUCCAAUCGUAUGCAAAUAUUCUCUUAUGAUUCUGACAGACCUACCCAUUCUGAAGUCCAGGACGACCUUCACCCUUUGCUUCCGUACUCCAUGGUUAAUGAUGCCGAAGUAAUAAAAAACUCAUCAUUCCUGCAGAAUCUGCCACAGUCACAUUGGAAUAAGCCCAAAAAAUUCUUCAAACGUCAUCAGACAGAGCGUUCUUCUGAACCAAAAGGAUAUGUACUGCUUCAGCAUGGCCCACCAGGGAAAGCACCAGGGUGGUCUCUGGGGUCUAGAAAUUUCAAGGUUGGCAUUCAUGACCAAAAUGUCCCGGUCCAACAUUCUGCAAGACUCCAGCGUGUUAACACCUGGAAUUGGAAGCCUCUUCUUGGUAAAGGAUUGACAAAGUCUUCAAGAAAUCACUUUGAAGUCAAAUCUGGACCAAAAUAGAGUUAAACGGCCAACAAACGCGGGAUGUCACUUUGUAUUUCCACCGUUAAUCUUGAAACCGAUUUUUCUCUCCUGUUAAACUGAUCUUGUUUUUUUUUUUUUUUUUUGUCCCCUAACAGAAUUGGACUGUCACUAGCUAUGACUUGCAUUAAUGGCAAAUAAAUAAUUUUUACCCCUGUAUUUCGUCAUCUGUGGAUUUUGACAGUAAGGAUCUGUUUUCAAAUACUCAAGGAAUGUACAGAUACCUGACCACUUAAGUACAGUAACUAUUUUUCUUAAUAUAAUUAGUCGUAUCUUAGCUACUCAAGGUGAUUUUAUUUUUGUUCAAAUAGGUAGUUGGUCAGUUUUGCCUGGAUGACCUAUUUUGAAGUACGUUAGUCAUGCCUCCCUAAAUAUUUCAUCAGUACUGAGCGUGUGUGUGUUUAUGCAUGCAUAGGAUUUUUAUGAGUAAAAUUACACAUGAGAUUAGAUUCAAGCAAUGUGAUUUUAUUACAAUAAAAUUGCUUCAUCUGA